Molecule: messenger RNA, 1844 nt
Organism: Eruca vesicaria subsp. sativa (arugula)
Lineage: Eukaryota; Viridiplantae; Streptophyta; Magnoliopsida; Brassicales; Brassicaceae
Source: the annotation of a GenBank genome assembly
AAAACAAACCGGUACUUCAUUAGCUUCCUCCUCUAUCAAUGAUGCUAAACGUGAUCGAGAAGAUCCAACUCAGCCCUGCUACCAAAUCCUCCGAUGAAGACUCAGUCAACUCCUUCAGUCUCCCUCUAACCUUCUUCGAGUUACGCUGGAUUAAAUUCCACCCUAACGAGCGAGUCAUCUUCUACAGACUCACCGAGUCAUCAUCAUCCGAGACGUUCCACUCUCGCAUCCUCCCAAAUCUCAAGCUCUCACUCUCCCACGUCCUCCGCUACUACCUACCCCUCGCCGGGCGCCUCACGUGGGCCCCACAAGAUCCAAGGCCCUCCGUCAUCGUCUCCAAGCACGACACGGUCUCUCUCACCGUCGCAGAGACCGACGCAGACUUCUCCUUUUUAACCAGCAACGAACUACGCCCCGCAACCGAGUUCCAUCCCUUGGUGCCUGAGUUAGAAGUCUCUGAUGACUCGGCAUCACUUCUUUCCGUGCAAGUCACGUUGUUCCCGAACCAAGGGUUUUGCAUAGGCAUUACAUCGCACCACUCUGUCAACGACGGUGCCACGUCAGAAAUGUUUAUUAAAUCGUGGGCUCAUAUUUGUAGGAACAUAGAGUUUCCUUUUCUUCCGGAGGAUCUAACUCCGAGUUUUGAUCGUACGGUCAUCAAUAUUUCACCUGGACUUGAGUCAAAGAUGAUUGACUUUUUGUCAUAUCUCUCCAAGGACGGUGACAACUUCAAAUCCUUGAAGCCACCUCCCCUAAACGAUAUAUGCCCCGACGUUGUCCGUGUCACUCUUGAGUUAACUUCGGAGAACGUAGAAAAGCUCCGGGAACGAGUCAAGAAAAAAUUAGCUCGCUCCCCUCUCGAGCUUCACUUGUCAACCUUUGUCAUUGCGUAUGCUUACGCAUGGACAUGUGCAGUGAAAGCGCGUGGAGGCGACGCGGAUAGACCGGUACGUUUUAUUUAUACAGCGGACUUUAGGGCUCGUUUAGACCCGCCGCUUCCCGCCACGUACUUUGGGAGCUGUGUGGCUCCGUCGGGUUGGUUCCAAUACGAAGCGAGAACGUUUUUGGGAGAAGAUGGUUUUGUUAAAGCAGCCGAGAUUCUAAGUGAUUCGGUCAAAGAUUUAGGUUUGCGAGGGACAGAGUCACUCUUCGAGGACUAUCUGGAGAGCGUGAAGAAAGUUAAACUAGGUGAGCAGGCGGGAAGUGUGGCAGGGUCAACCCGAUUAGGGAUAAACGGGACAGAUUUUGGAUGGGGCAAACCUGUUAAAACCGAGUUUGUGUCCAUUGACCGCAAUGAAGCAUUCUCUAUGUUGGGAAGGAGAGAUGGGGCAGGUGGUGUGGAGAUUGGAGUGUGCUUGAAAAAGAGUGAGAUGAAUACUUUUCUUUCUUUAUUUAAAGAUGGCCUAAACGAUUAGGCUUUAACAGUGAUCAUAUCACCACCUACAUUGCUUGGGAUCUAUCGUAUUAUUGUUGUAUGGAUUUUGGACGAUGGACUUUUAUGGUUCUUCUUUGGAUUAGUGUUACUACUUUUUAUUUGAGUGCACUACACAGUCUACACUAAUGGGGCACAUUUGAGUUUUCUUCUUAAGUCACUGUGGAGUUUGUGAGAGCAUGAUCAACGCAUCAGUUUUUAGUGGGGUGCUUAUUUUUUUAAUUUUCUUUUUUUUUUUAAUUUUCGUCCUAUUAAAAAAAAAUUAAAAGAAAAUGAAUCGCGGGUCGCCACGUGUUGGUGGGGCCCACGCACAGUGCAAGCAUCACACGAAAAGGGACGCUUGAUUUGGCCCCAGAAGCACCAGAUUUUGUGUUUUGUAUGGGUCCUCUCCUCUAAAAUCUCUCCUAAGACC